AUGCACAGGUGGCGCGUGCGGGUACGGCGACCUGUACAGCCAGGGCUACGGCACGGCGACGACGGCGCUGAGCACGGCGCUGUUCAGCGGCGGGCAGAGCUGCGGUGCGCCGGCGGCGACCGUGGCUCGUGCGCGCCGGGCGGCGCAGCAACAACCGUGCUGACGGCCACCAACCUGUGCCCGCCCAACUACUCGCUCCCCAACGACGCCGGCGGGUGGUGCAACCCGCCGAUGCGGCACUUCGACCUGUCGCAGCCGGCGUUCCUCCGCAUCGCCCGGUACCGUGCCGGCAUCGUGCCCGUCGCCUACCGCAGGGUGCCGUGCCGGAGGCGGGGCGGCAUCCGGUUCACCGUCAACGGCCACACCUACUUCAACCUGGUGCUGGUCGCCAACGUGGGCGGCGCCGGCGACGUGCGCGCGCUCGCCGUCAGGACCCGGACGACGCGGUGGCUGGCCAUGGCGCGAAACUGGGGACAGAACUGGCAGAGCGCCGCGCGCCUCGACGGCCAGCCGCUCUCGUUCAGGGUCACCAGCAGCGACCGCCGCUCCGUCGUGUCCUACAACGCCGCGCCGCCCGGGUGGGCCUUCGGCCAGACAUUCACCGGCGCCCAGUUCCCGUAA
Molecule: messenger RNA, 621 nt
Organism: Miscanthus lutarioriparius
Lineage: Eukaryota; Viridiplantae; Streptophyta; Magnoliopsida; Poales; Poaceae
Source: the annotation of a GenBank genome assembly